UAUUUGACUUGAUAAUAGGACUAGCCGUCUCUGGUAUCAUAGUCCAAUUUUGUAAGCUUUUAGGUGGUGUACUGAAGUUUAUGGACGUCGGUUGGAAAUUACUCCACCUAACAUUAUGUGUGGAGUUAGUAAACCUAACGUUUUGACAAUAAUGUGAAAUGAUAGUUUAAGUUGCUAACAUUAGCUGAUACUAUAGCUAGCUUACCAGAGCUUUUCGAAGAGUUGUAAGUAGUAGUCUAGUUCAGUGACUGGCCUCUGCUAAAUGGCGACGUAGCGACCUGGUUUCACAUCUCCAAAGUCUGGAGCAACGUCUUAAUUUUGCUGGGUUGCUGUUUUAACUAAAAUGUCACAACUUGUUGACUCCGAAGAGACCACUCCAUUGCUCAGAGAUGAUGCAAGCAGCGAUGACUCUCAGGAUGACGAUUACAAGAGUCGGUGGAGGUCAAUCCGAGUCAUGUACUUCACCAUGUUUCUCAGCAGUGUAGGUUUCACCAUUGUCAUCACAUCACUUUGGCCCUAUUUACAAAAGAUUGAUGAUAGCGCCAAUGCCAGCUUCCUGGGAUGGGUGGUGGCAGCCUACAGUCUUGGUCAGAUGGUUGCCUCACCCAUUUUUGGCCUGUGGUCUAAUUACCGACCACGCAGGGAGCCAUUGGUGUGCUCCAUCUUCAUCAACCUGUCGGCAAAUAUCUACUAUGCCUACGCAUACCUGCCCAAGACCAACAACAAGUUCCACAUCCUCAUGUCCAGAGCUUUUGUGGGCUUUGGAGCAGGGAAUGUUGCUGUGGUGAGGUCCUAUGUUGCUGGAGCUACAUCACUGAAGGAGAGAACCAGCGCCAUGGCGAAUAUGAGUGCCUGUCAGGCCCUAGGUUUCAUCCUGGGACCAGCUCUUCAGGCAUGCCUAUCAUUCAUCGGAGAGUAUGGUUUCACAGUGAAGUUCAUAGACCUGCAGCUCAACAUGUACACUGCCCCUGCUUUACUGGCUGCAGCAUUUGGCCUCAUUAACAUCCUGCUGGUCCUCCUGGUGCUGAGAGAGCACCGUGUUGAUGACCAUGGAAGACACAUUCGAGCCAUCAACUACACAUCAGAAGAUAGAGUCGACAUUAGCGAGGAAACUGAGGAGACAAUGGACCAGGUAGCGGUCCUGACCUCCAACGUCCUCUUCUUCAUUGUCAUGUUCAUCUUUGCUGUUUUUGAGACAAUUGCCACCCCUUUGUCCAUGGACAUGUUCGCCUGGACAAGGAAAGAAGCUGUUUUGUACAAUGGCAUCAUCAUCUGCGGCAUUGGAUUUGAGUCCAUCCUUGUGUUUCUGGUCGUUAAAGUGGCUUCUCAAAGGAUUGGGGAUCGUCCUGUGUUGCUAGCAGGCUUGGCCAUUAUAUUCUGUGGCUUCUUUAUACUGCUUCCAUGGGGCAAUCAUUACCCCAAAAUCCAGUGGGCAGACCUCAAAAACAACUCAUUGGUCAGUCAGAUAUCUGAAGCCACAAAAGCCUCCAACAACUCUUUGGAGCCUACAGGCUGCCCAUAUGAACAGACCUGGUGCCAGUAUACCCCAGCAAUACACCUAGCCCAGUACAUCUCAUCUGACAUCUUGAUUGGGGUGGGAUACCCAGCCUGCAACGUGAUGUCCUACACACUGUAUUCCAAAAUCCUUGGACCCAAGCCUCAGGGUGUGUACAUGGGGUGGUUGACUGCCUCAGGCAGCGGUGCACGGACAUUGGGCCCUGUCUUUGUCUCCCAGGUUUAUACCAUCCUAGGACCUCGUUGGGCUUUUAGCCUCAUCUGCAGUAUGGUGUUAGGGGCAAUCAUCCUCCUCAGCUGUGCAUACCACAGACUCAUCGCAUUUUCUGUACGCUAUGGAAGGACUGUAGAAUAACAAUUGCCACUGAAAAGACUGUCAGUUUCCUACUUUUAUCCUCAAAGACUUUUAGCCAAAAUCCUGGCUGUGUUGACGGUUUUUUGUUGUUACUCACUUUCCAAUGUGUUAACUGCCUUUGACAGAUUGUGACUCAGGGUUGACCUUUAAACUCUAAGGUGAAGAGAUAAGGCCAGGUUAUUCCUCAUGACUUGACCAAAGAUGGCUUCUUCGUUUUGAGUUCAAAGGGUGUUAGAACUGCAACUGCACUUUUACUCAUUUAUGAAAGAAGACAUGUGACACAUACUCAAAAUUAUGUAAGGCAUUGCCUUGUAUGAGGUGGGGCCAUGAUAUCAAAAUAUUUUAAAUCAAGUUACUAAACAUUUGUUACUGAAAUAUUGUAACUUAGCACAGAUAUAGCAUUGUUGGUUUUAAAGAUAACUGAAUUCUAAAAUAUAUGAAUACAGAGACUAUUUUAGCGAAGCAUUUACAAAACCUGAAAAGGUUUUGAGUCUGUCUUUGCAUUAAAUCAUGAAAGUAAUUUUUGGAAUCCACAGGCAAACGAACAGUCCACCUGAACAACCACGACCCAAUUAUUGGUAAUUGAAAAUAAGUAUCAAAUUGUUUUACUGAGAGAAAAUGUGCUGACUAUUGAAAUAUUGGUUGUGGCAUUCCUUAUACUGUAUGUCCUAAUCUGUCAAAGUUGACAUUUUGCUGUUUUAGUGACGAAUAUGAAAGAGGUCAGUUUCACUGUGCGAUGAUUUGUCGUACAAGAAAUGUGACUCUUGAGAGAUAAACAGACAUGACAUAGGGCAUAUAAGUGAAAUAUUUCCAGAAUAACUGUUCCACAUUGAACUGUUUUCCUCAAAGGGAAAAUACUGAUAUAAUUUUUCCUAUUUCCGUUAAAAGCUUUACUUGUGGUUGUUAAAACUGCAGGUUGUUGUCUACCUGAAAUAUUUCAGAAGGUGAUGUGUGAAUGUGUGUAUGCUAAUGAUUAACUGAGUGAUGCAUUAAAGUUUUAAUGUGAUUUUA
Seriola aureovittata is the source of this 2881-nucleotide messenger RNA. It is a transcript of the gene mfsd8, whose product is annotated as major facilitator superfamily domain containing 8. Gene Ontology annotation, molecular function: transmembrane transporter activity. Bases 344 to 1870 code for a protein of 508 amino acids. The record is from RefSeq and is a predicted model, not a curated record. Gene Ontology annotation, biological process: transmembrane transport. The transcript is spliced from 12 exons. Lineage: Eukaryota; Metazoa; Chordata; Actinopteri; Carangiformes; Carangidae. Gene Ontology annotation, cellular component: lysosomal membrane.